AUGCCUCUUUUUCAAGAAAAUAAACAAAAUACUCAACAGCAAAAUAAUACCCAAGCCCAGAAUAGCCAAACUCAAAAUCAAACUAACACCCAAUCGGCUCAAACCCAGAAUCAGCCAGAGCAAACCAAAUCGCAAUCUGGACUAAUGACUAUUAUCGGGCAAUGCUUACCGUUUGCCCCCUUAGUGUUCGAACAGUUCACUGGUCAAAAAGUUCCUGCUAUCAGUGGCACCAUGGCCGAAAUCCAAUUAGCCCUCUCCCAAAUUCAAGUCAGCCAACAGCAAUUAUUAACCAGCCAACAGCAAUUAACCCAGAGAAUUACCAAUUUAGAAGUUAAUGCUUCGCAACAAUUAACUAAUUUAAGCCAACAAUUUCAAUCUUUACGCUUAACUCAUACCCGCGAAAGAAAAGAAAUUGAAUAUAAUAAUCCUAAUACUAUCAAAGAAACCGAAGAAUAUUAA
Ambispora gerdemannii is the source of this 459-nucleotide messenger RNA. NCBI's taxonomy places the organism in Eukaryota, Fungi, Glomeromycota, Glomeromycetes, Archaeosporales, Ambisporaceae. The record is from the annotation of a GenBank genome assembly.